Messenger RNA from Medicago truncatula (barrel medic), 1093 nucleotides. Its product is annotated as eukaryotic translation initiation factor 6-2. The transcript is spliced from 8 exons. Bases 218 to 937 code for a protein of 239 amino acids. Lineage: Eukaryota; Viridiplantae; Streptophyta; Magnoliopsida; Fabales; Fabaceae. Gene Ontology annotation, biological process: cytosolic ribosome assembly. The record is from RefSeq and is a predicted model, not a curated record. Gene Ontology annotation, molecular function: ribosome binding.
UUAAACCUCUGUGCCCUAGCUAAGAAGCUGGACCCACCGCCGCCGCCAAACGCAGCCACCCGCCGCCGCCUUUUCCGGCGGACCUCUCCCCUUGCCUGUCUGCCUCUCGGUUUCAGACUGAGUUUAUCGAUUACGACAUUGUUAACUAAGUCAUUUUUUAAAUUUAGCGCCGCAAUUAAAGAUAUAAACUUGGUUUAUUAGGUCAAAGAUUUCUCUCAUGGCAACUAGGCUUCAAUAUGAGAAUUCUUGUGAAAUUGGAGCUUUCUCAAAACUUACCAAUGCGUAUUGUUUGACUGCUAUUGGAGGUUCUGCAAAUUUCUACAGUGCAUUUGAGGCUGAACUAGCAGAUAUUAUCCCUGUGGUCAAAACAUCCAUUGCUAGCACUCGCCUUGUUGGUCUUCUUUCUGUUGGAAACAAGAAUGGGCUUUUGUUGCCCCAUACCACCACAGACCAAGAGCUUCAACAUUUGAGAAACAGUCUACCUGAUCAUGUACUUGUUCAGCGUAUAGAAGAAAAAUUGUCUGCUCUGGGAAAUUGUAUAGCAUGCAAUGACCAUGUUGCCCUUGCACACGCUGAUCUCGACAAGGAAACUGAGGAGCUGAUUGCUGAUGUUCUUGGAGUUGAAGUUUUCAGGCAGACAGUUGGUGGUAAUAUUCUUUCUGGCAGUUACUGUGCUCUGUCCAACAGAGGUGGUUUGGUCCACCCUCAUACUUCUGUUGAAGACUUGGAUGAACUCUCUACACUUCUUCAAAUUCCGUUGGUUGCAGGGACUGUCAAUCGCGGUAGUGAAGUAAUAGCAUCUGGCAUGGUAGUAAAUGAUUGGACGGCAUUUUGUGGCUCAGACACUACAGCAACAGAGCUCUCUGUGAUUGACACUGUUUUCAAGCUGAGGCCCAGCCUCAAUAAUGAGCUAAUUUACAUAUCCUAUUAUAAAUAAUUUUUCCAUUAUCACUCAAUUCAGUAGAUUAAAAGUGAACAACUUUGUACAGUUUGCAAGAUUUGAGGCGUUACGCGACUUAUAAUUAGUUUAUUUAAAAGCAAAACUGAAUCUCAUAUAUGAAUUGUUUUUUGAUGGACACAGGUUAUUUUUUCA